This is a messenger RNA of Bipolaris zeicola 26-R-13, 1344 nucleotides long. RefSeq lists its product as uncharacterized. Lineage: Eukaryota; Fungi; Ascomycota; Dothideomycetes; Pleosporales; Pleosporaceae. The coding region runs from base 1 to 1344 and encodes 447 amino acids. The record is from RefSeq and is a predicted model, not a curated record. Gene Ontology annotation, molecular function: oxidoreductase activity; zinc ion binding. The transcript is spliced from 5 exons.
AUGGCGGAAAACUUUGCAGCAAAACAGGCCGAAAAGGUCCUUGGACACGAUCAACAGAGUACCGUAACGCAAGCUGAUAUCUCCAAUCCGGAUCGUGAUGGAGGAAAGUACGCGGACCCGUCUGGCGAGAAGAUGAAGGCGCUGGUGUGGAUGGGAAAGAACGACGUGCGUGUUCAGGACGUCAGCAAGCCCAAGCUCAUUGAGGACCACGAUGUGCUUGUACGUGUCACCGGCUCCACUGUCUGCGGAAGCGACGUGCAUCUCCUGCACGGCGUCAUCAUCCAGACGGAGAAGGGUGAUAUCCUCGGCCACGAAUUCUGUGGCGUCGUCGAGCAAGUUGGGUCUAAAGUUACUGAGCGAAAAGUUGGAGAUCGCGUUGUGAAUAGCUUCGUUGUCUCGUGCGGUGAGUGUAGGUUUUGCAAGCAGAAUCUUACGACGGCUUGCGAUAAGACGAAUGCGUCUACCGUCCAUCAGAUGCUGUAUGGCGAGAAGAUGGGGGGCAUAUUUGGGUAUUCGCAUUUUGUGGGCGGAUAUGCCGGUGGACAGGCGGAGUAUGUUAGGGUGCCGUUUGGCGAUCAGAAUCUUUUGAAGUUGCCGGACAGUGUUCCUUUUGAGAAGGGUCUUUAUCUUUCUGACGUACUUCCGACAUCCUACCACAGCGUGUGUGACACUGGCGUCUUUGAAGGUGACAGUGUUGCUAUCUGGGGUCUUGGACCUAUCGGCCUCAUGGCAUGUGUAUGGGCGUUUAAGAAGGGCGCGAAGCGUGUCAUUGGCAUUGACAACAAUUGGCGCACUGAGUUUGCAAAGAAAAAGAUCCCGGGACUGGAGACAAUCAACUACGAAGAGCUCAAGAAGCAGUCCAUUCCUGCCAAGAUCCAUGAGAUGGUCCCUGGAGGUGUCGACGCUUGUAUCGAGGCUAGCGGCGGAGAGUAUGCAAAGACUUGGACACACAAGCUUGAAUUGAUGUCUGGAAUGGAGCAGGACACGUCCGAGAUGAUCAACGAGUGCAUUUACUCAACCAGGAAGUUUGGCCGAGUUGGUAUCAUUGGAGAUUACGUUGGAUUUACGAACCACUUCAACAUUGGUGCGGUUAUGGAACGCGGCAUUCGACUGAUUGGAUGCGGACAGUGUCCAGUUCAGAAAUAUUGGAAGGAAAUUCUCGAAAUGCUGGAAAAGGACGAGGUCGAUCCGACAUUCAUGGUGACCCAUCGCCUCAAAAUUGAGGACAUUGCGAAGGCCUACUAUCUGCAGGAGAAGCGCCAGGAUGGCUUACUAAAGUGUUUCGUUGAAACGAAGUUCUCGGAGCCGCGGGCUGCUGGCACCCCAGAGCUGAAGGAACUUUAA